This is a messenger RNA of Conger conger (European conger), 3327 nucleotides long. RefSeq names its product U4/U6 small nuclear ribonucleoprotein Prp3-like. Bases 227 to 2341 code for a protein of 704 amino acids. The transcript has 17 exons. The record is from RefSeq and is a predicted model, not a curated record. NCBI's taxonomy places the organism in Eukaryota, Metazoa, Chordata, Actinopteri, Anguilliformes, Congridae. Gene Ontology annotation, biological process: mRNA splicing, via spliceosome. Gene Ontology annotation, cellular component: U4/U6 x U5 tri-snRNP complex.
UCCGUUUCCGAUUAACGUUGUUAUGCCGUCGCACCGGAGAGUUUGUAGUGAAGUAAAUUGGAAAUUAUUUGUUUUGGUUUAAUAUUCAAUUGUUGUCAAGAGAGAACACAGCCGGCGUCUGCAGAGAAGUUCGGCAAUUUGGCAUAAUCCAUCUUUAUUUGAAAGAAGGAAAACCACGUUACUUUCUCUUGGCUCUCGAGCUAGCUAGCUAACUUGGCUAGGGGCCAUGUCACUCCCGAGGCGGGAUGUGGAGGAGCUCAGGCCUUGGGUGGAGCGCACAGUGAAGAAGGUGCUGGGCUUCUCCGAGCCCACCGUCGUCACGGCGGCGCUGCACUGCCUGGGCAAGGGCCUGGAUAAGAGGAAGACCACAGACCAGCUGCGGCCGUUCCUGGACGACUCGGCCGGCGGGUUUGUGGAGCGUCUGUUCGAGGCCCUGGAGGAGGGCCGCAGCGCCCGCGGCGGCAGGACCGACGGCGAGAAGAACCGCAAGCGGGAGCUGAAGGAUGUGUUCGGAGACGACCCGGACCCCGGGCGGGAGGUGCCCCCAGCCCCCGAGGCGGUGCUGAAGAAGCGUACGCCCCGCUUCGAGGAGGUGGAGGAGGUGGAGGUGCUCCCGGGACCUCCGGCAGAGAGCCCGGGCAUGCUCACCAAGAUGCAGAUCAAACAGAUGAUGGAGGCUGCCACGCGGCAGAUCGAGGAGAGGAAGAAGCAGCUCAGCUUCACGGCCCCGGCGCCGGUCCCCCCAAGGAUGACUCCCCACUCUGCCCCCUCUAUGGAGGCCCUGCCCUCUCUCCUCCUCUCCUCCUCCCGGCCCUCCCCCCAGUCUCAGUCCAUCGGCCCGUCCCAGGCCGCCACCUUCAUGAACGACGCCAUCGAGAAGGCCCGCAAGGCGGCCGAGCUCCAGGCCCGGAUCCAGUCCCAGCUGGCCCAGCGGCCUGCCACCCUGGGACCCGUGCUGGGCGGAGCCCACAACCUGGUCGCCCUCGCCAACCUGCACGCCAUGGGCAUCGCCCCCCCGAGGGUUGAAGCUCGGGAGGUGACGAAGCCGACUCCUCUGAUCCUGGAUGAACUCGGCCGCACUGUCGACGCCGCCGGCAAGGAGGUGGAGCUCACUCACCGCAUGCCCACCCUGAAAGCCAACAUCCGGGCGGUGAAGAGGGAGCAGUUCCGGCAGCAGCUGAAGGAGCGGCCGGGGGAGGACCUGGAGUCCACCUCCUACUUCGACCAGCGCGUCAACAUCGCGCCCCCCCAGCGCCCCCGCAAGGGCUUCAAGUUCCACGAGCAGGGCCGCUUCGAGAAGAUCGCCCAGCGCAUCCGCACCAAGGCUCAGCUGGAGAGGCUCCAGAUGGAGAUCGCUCAGGCCGCCAAGAAGACGGGGAUCCAGGCCUCCACCAAGCUGGCCCUCAUCGCCCCGAAACAGGAGCUGGGGGACGGGGAGGUGCCCUCCAUCGAGUGGUGGGACUCCUACAUCGUGGCCUCCACCGUGGAUCUGACGGAAACAUUUACCUUUGAGGACGUGGACUUAUUUGGGGUCACAAAUCUGGUGGAGCAUCCUACUCAAAUCAGUCCCCCAGUGGACACUGACAGACCCGUGACUCUGGGGGUGUACCUCACCAAGCAGGAGCAGAAGAAACUGAGGCGACAGACGCGCAGAGAGGGCCAGAAAGAGCUGCAGGAAAAAGUGCGACUGGGACUCAUGCCGCCACCUGAACCCAAAGUGCGCAUCUCUAAUCUGAUGCGAGUCCUGGGAACAGAGGCUGUGCAAGACCCCACCAAAGUGGAGGCCCACGUCAGAGCACAGAUGGCCAAGAGACAGAAGGCCCACGAAGAGGCCAACGCAGCCCGCAAGCUGACCACGGAGCAGAGGAAAGAGAAGAAGGUGAAGAAGCUGAAGGAGGACCUGAGUCACGGAAUCCACAUCGCAGUCUACCGGAUCAGAAAGCUAACUAACCCAGCCAAGAAGUUCAAGGUGGAGGCCAACGCCAAUCAGCUGUACCUAACGGGGACUGUGGUUCUGCACAGAGACGUCAAUAUAGUGGUAGUGGAAGGAGGUCCUAAAGCCCAGAAGAAAUUUAAGAAAUUGAUGCUCAGUAGAAUCAAGUGGGAGGAGCAGACCCACUCCAGAAGAGAAGACCCCGAGGGUUCUGACGAUGAGGGCCUGAAGAAGAACAAGUGCUCGCUGGUCUGGGAGGGCACGGCAAAGGAGCGAAGCUUUGGGGAGAUGAAGUUCAAGCAGUGUCCCACACAAAACAUGGCGAGGGAGCACUUCAAGAAGCACAGGACGGAGCAGUACUGGGACCUGGCCCUCAGCGAGAGCGUGCUGGAGUCCACUGACGACUGAGGGCCGCGUUUUAGGGCCCGAUUGAAAGGGGGGGGGGGGGGGGUUUGUCUGAAGGGGAAGGAAGGGUGAAGUCAUGCGGGUGGGACUAAAGGACCCAUAGAUAAAUAGACUACUGGGAUACCUUGUAGGUCUGUGUGUGUGAUAUAAUUGGAGGCCGUUGUUGUGUUCUAGUGCUCUAGAAUGUAGGUGCAACUUUAUUAUUAUUAUUUGAAUUUUUUUUUUUUUUGUUGAGACUGUGACUGUCCACAUUGUGUGAGACUAUGAAUGCAUGUGUGUGGAUCUGUAUGGGUGCAUCACCCUGACACUGGAUUCUGUGUGACUGCUGGCCUCACCUUCCUCAUGUCCUGGCUUGGCUGUAAUGUCCGUUUGACGCCGUUUCCAGAACAAUACGUAGACAAAACAAUCCCAAGUGUUAUUUAGAGAGGGGUUGUCUCAUUCCACUGUCCUGAAUUUGAACCUGUCUGCACAUUACUGAUCUAAUGGUACAACUGUAUUAUAGGGUGAAAUGCCUCAGUUAAAAUCAUUAUUUGUACUAGAGUCAUUAUUUUUCAUAUGACCAAUUCUGCAGUACGUGGCCUCAAUAGAUGCUCUUCAGUUCAUAGAUGCCGAUAAGGGAACUCAAGGGCUAUCGGGUGCUCAUUCCACACAGGUGUAAAGAAAACAAAAUGAAAAGGAAAAUAGAAAUUUCAGUGAGUGAAGGGAGGAUUUCCAGUGUGGUUAGUGAAAUAUGAGCUCAAAGUGGCUCAGUGAACUAAAAGGCUGCUUCAUUUGGUAGCAGCUCUAAAUAAAGUACUGAAUUUGCUUUGCAUGGAAAUGACCUAAAAAAAUAUAUAAAAACAACCCAGGAAAGGCUUACCCAUAACAUGUUGCCACACAUUGAUGGGAACUGCUGUAAGGGUGCACAUUUCCAAUUAUAAUUGACAAAAACGGUAAACGUGUUUGUUUAAUACGUGUAAAUGAUCCAAAUAAACCUAUUGUUGCCCAUA